CAAUUGAAUUGAACUGAUUGCUGCACUCGGAAUUGAGUUAAAAAUUCGAUAUUGACAAUGAGCGGACGAAAAAGAAAAGGAGUUGGUGCUAUAUGUGGAUCGAGACCGAAAAGACGUAAAGUGGGCAAACUUCCAGAAGAAAGUGGAUUGUUAGCCAUAAAGGUAUCCGCCGCAACGGCAGUCAAAGAGGAAUAUCACGAUAUUGUGCUGCCAUGGAUUGCGAAGAAGAGUAUCGAGUGUACAAAAAUCUGUGAGCUGGCGUCGCUUUUGUUUUUACACAAAGUGAAACUUGCCAAUGAAGAGGCCAUUUUGACGAACAACUGGAAAUUUUUUGAUGAAGGUGAUGGUAUCCACAUAAUUGAAGGAUGCUUCUUUGCUGUGUUGCGCAAAUAUAAAGAAGAGAACGACAUGGUGCCUGAAUUUCGAGACAUAGUCGAGGCAUUGGACGGAGACAAUCGGUUCGCAUGGCCCAAUAAUGAUUAUUUUGGGAAUCUUAUGAGAUAUUUAUUCCAACAACAUGCACGAAAUGCCAUAACCAACCUCACCACACACGAUGACAAACGACUUCGUGAGUACCUGAGAUUGUUGGUGUGGGAACACAACGUCGACAAUCUGGAUCCAAACGACGUAUUUGAUGAACAUGAUGUCAACAAUGCAGUGAAGUGGGCCAUUGAAAGAUACGAUUCAACCAGAGGUGAUGCGAUUAGAUUGGACAAACGGAAUCGGUUGCUCACUUGUGUGCGAAAUAUUGGCGGACCAAAAGACGACAACAUCGCAAAAGAUACAAAAGAGAAUUGGUUCGCGACGUUGCCAAUGUGGCUUCAUAUGCAAAAAAAGAUCGAUGAUUAUCACAAUUGGGUACAAAACAACCUCGAAAAUAUUCCGGCUGACAUUGAGCUUCCCAUAAUCAAAAAUCUUUCAGUAUUACCAAUUUGCACACAUUUGCGAAAGAAUAUUAAAAUUGAUGCCGAUAUAUUGUAUCGAAUGAUGUGUGAAACCAAAAUCAUCCCGUUAGAUGAGUAUGGACGCCAAGUUGAUGGUACACAUGUCUGUGAAAACAAGGUUCAUUAUUUCAAUGAGAUUUUCGACAUGAACAAAAUCAAUGGAAUAUUGAACGCGAACAAAGAAUUUCAUUAUCAUGUUGUAACCGAUGGUGUGUCAGCAUCGAUUUUAUACGACGUAUCGCGAAAUACAUUGGAACAGUUGGUGAGUGAUGAACUCAUAAAAAAGCGUUACGAAGAUGGCGUUUACAUCUACGAAUUGGGAAUCGAUCCGGGCAUGAAAACGUGGAACGCGACCGUUAGACGGCAUAUCGACUCCGGCAAAGAGAUGAAUUUCAAGACCAGCAGUAAGAAAUAUCAUUACCUGACGAAGCAAGGAGUACGAAACCGAAAAGCGAAGCGGUGGACACGUGGGUUUGUCGCCUUUGAACAAAACGAUCGAAAUGACCGAACCCGUUAUCCGCAAAUGCCGAGUCCAAAAGGAGAAAAUUGGAGAGACUAUAUAAGUCAUCGCUUGAGGAUUAUGAAGAAAGCCAUUGACGUGUAUACGAGCGAAAGAUACACCCGUCUACGAUUUGAUAAAUAUAUCGAAUCGAAUCGAGUAUGUGACAAGAUUGCUGCAAUGCUGACAAAUGGUAAGCCUUGCAUAAUUUUCUUGGGAGCGGCGAAUAUCUCACCCAACUCGCCGAUAAAGAUUAAAAAGAACAUUCGCUGCCCUGGUAACCGGAAGCUGAUUAAAAGUUUUAAGAAAAUGCUGGGCAACGUGGUGAAAAUGGUGAAUGAGUUCCGAACGUCUCGACUGUGUGCACGCUGCUUCGAGCCAUUUCCUUUGGAAACAUUGGGUCAUCGUUUCAAAGUGUGCGAAUGGUGUGUGCCAGAUAACAACGACUGGCCAGAAGGAUUGAAACUACCCGAAAAAAUCGUGACGAUGAAGAGCAAACGAAUGCUGCUAUCGGAACGACAAGAAUUGCGCGAUGCAAUGGUUGCGAAUCCAAAUCAAGCUGUUGGUUUUGUGUCAAAGGUCAUUUGUUACCGAAAAAACUGGCGACAAAACGCGGCAUACGAUGCGGUUAACAACGUUGCUCAGCUACCAGGCAUUAUUCGCGACGAAAAUGUCAUCGAUUUUACAGAGGAUUACAUGCUACUUGAUGAUGACUUUUAUGUCGCCGAAGAGGAAGACUAUUUGGCCGUCCUGAACACUAUUUGGCACCGGGACAUUGCAGCUGCAAAGCUGAUAAUGUACAAAGGCCAUUGUGGACUUUUCGGAUUUGAGCUGCAUCGUAACUUCACCGUUGAACGCCUCGUCUAUCCAAGAUGGAUUCGAAUCCACUAACGAGAUAGAAUUAAGAUCGAUGAAUUUAAAAUUUGAAACUAAUUAAUGUAAUAGGAUAUUAUAUGUAGCUGGGUCGAUUUAGUGACCCAGGUUCUAUCGAUAGAAUUUAGAGGAAAGAAUAUGUAUAGGUUGUUCUCUAUCUAUUCUAUUUGAUGUUCAUAGAAUAGGUAUUGAAUUUCUAUGCCAAUAUUUUAGUCCUUCGAUAAUAGUUCAUGGAUAGAUAGAGUACAUUCGGGAAGAGUUUUCAUAUAUGAAAAACACCCUAAUGUAUACAUAAUCGAAUGCCAACAGAAAAAAAAGAGAACUUAAAUCAACAGUUCAAUUUUUAUGGUUGUGAGAUGCUUUGAUUGUGGCGGUGAUAAUUUUGAAAUAUUAUGUCACAUUUUCACUUUUUACGAGUUUUACUUUGUGCUCAUUUUUGUGCGAUCGAUAUGUUCGAUAAGUACAAAGUGAACAGAAAAUAAGCCACGUUUUUUGCGCAACUACUUCAAUCACAACAUUUCAUACUCUUUUUUUUGGCAAAGAAAAUCAACAUUCAGCAUACAAAUGAACAUUCAAAAUGUCUAUGGGCAUAUGCCGAUCGUCAAUAUCGCCAAUCUACUACCGAUGUUCAUCAUGGCUUUAAUUAAACAGUGAUUGCUUUCAUUUUAUCUCAAUUAAAACAAGUUUUGUACUGGAUUUUAAUGAAACAGGGCGAGUAAAUGAGCUCGUUCGAUAAGUCAAAAGGUUUAACAAAUCAUUAAAUCCAUUAGGUGAUCUGUAUGAUCGUUUAAUUAUUAUUUA
Molecule: messenger RNA, 3117 nt
Organism: Contarinia nasturtii (swede midge)
Lineage: Eukaryota; Metazoa; Arthropoda; Insecta; Diptera; Cecidomyiidae
Exons: 6
Coding region: 58-2334 (758 amino acids)
Source: RefSeq, a predicted model, not a curated record